Messenger RNA from Brassica napus (rape), 783 nucleotides. RefSeq lists its product as uncharacterized. The coding region runs from base 1 to 783 and encodes 260 amino acids. The transcript has a single exon. Lineage: Eukaryota; Viridiplantae; Streptophyta; Magnoliopsida; Brassicales; Brassicaceae. The record is from RefSeq and is a predicted model, not a curated record.
AUGGAAAACGUAGAGAAGCUCCAAUUUCCAGCUUUAGACAUCACUGGUACCAACUACAUUUCAUGUGUUACAAAUGUUGAACUUCAUCUUGAAUCUCUUGGUCUAUCCCAGACCGUUAAAGAGAAUAAUACUUCAACGCCUCAAGAAAAAGCUAAAUCGGUGAUCUUCCUUAGAAGACACCUUGAUGAAAGUAUUAUUUAUGACUAUGCCAACAUGAGAGACCCUAAAGAGCUAUGGAAGUCUCUGAAAGAUCGUUUUGAUCAUCAGAAAGACAUAACACUUCCACUUGCUCGGGAUGAAUGGCAGAGUCUGAAAUUCCAAGAUUUCGACAAAGUGAUGAAUUACAAUUCUGCUGUGUUAGGAAUUUUGGCUAAAUUGAGAUACUGUGGUGAAACGAUCACCGAAUCUCAAAUGCUUGAGAAGACAUACACCACAUUCCACAAGAACCACAUCACCCUGCAACAACAGUACAGGUUGCAGGGAUAUACCAAAUUUUUGGAAUUGAUUGUAGCUCUUCUCAUAGCAGAAAAGAACAACGAGCUUCUGAUCAAGAAUCACAUGACCCGUCCAACUGGUUUUAAACCGUUUCCUGAAGCAAACACAUUAGAUGCGAAGAAACCACUAAAGGAAAAUAAUACCUUUCGGGCUCGCGGUCGCGGUCGUCAAAACUACCGUGGACGACGACGAAAGUACAAUCCAAAAGAUAGGAAGUCAUUCCAGUGGGUCCGCUCUGAACAAACCCCUAAGGAAAAAGAACACCAAGGAAAUACCUCCCAGAAAUGA